This is a messenger RNA of Eucalyptus grandis, 1047 nucleotides long. RefSeq lists its product as uncharacterized. Bases 161 to 844 code for a protein of 227 amino acids. The record is from RefSeq and is a predicted model, not a curated record. The transcript is spliced from 2 exons. NCBI's taxonomy places the organism in Eukaryota, Viridiplantae, Streptophyta, Magnoliopsida, Myrtales, Myrtaceae.
CUGCACAAACUCUGCGGCCAUCCCCUGCACAUCAUAUAUGUAGAAUGUUAGGCAGAGCUUUUUGUUUACCUAUAAAAGCUCAAGAUCCUUGGAGGAAUCCCCCUCAAGGUCCAUCGAUUGAUCCUGAGUUUCAAAAACGCAGAGCGACAGGAAGGGAGAGAUGAGUUCAGAGUCCGAGAAAGAGGAUCAACGGAGAUCUACUCCGAAACUCUCCUUACUAUCGCUUCCGAACCACCGGCGAGAUCCAUCGGACAUGCCCGACCCGCCGCUCCAAACCACGAUCUCCGUACCGUUCGAGUGGGAGGAAGUGCCGGGGAAGCCUAAACGGGCCAGUGACCAGGCCAAGCCCAGCGCGGUGGCGGGCCCGCCGUGUCUUGAGCCGCCUCCGAGGCUGUGGGACGAGGGCAGGUUUACCAAUACGCCGUCCCCUUCAAGUGUGCUCGAUGGGCCUUACAUGGGUCGGCGCUCGGGUCAUACAUUCUCGUUCCGGAAGAUAGGAGGGUCUUUCCGGAGCCCGGAGAAGAGGAGCAAGGGAGAGGGGAAGGAGAGGACGUCGAUUUUCGGGUCGAUGAGGUGGGGGAUACUAAGGGAGAAAAUAGACGACGUGGAGGAUAUUUCUGGGUUUUCAUCCUCAUUCCGUGGAGCUAGAAGCGGCGACAGCGACGGCGACAGCAUCGGCGCCGGUGCCGGCACAGAUUGUUUUUCACAUGCCGACACAAGGAGGAGGAGAGGGGGCUUCGUAGGUCUAUCUCAAUCGAAGUCACAUUUGUGGGCAACGCUUUGUGAAAACUUUAAGCAAGUGGUUCCAUGGAGGCGAAAGCAAGACAAUUAUGAGAGAGUGUAAAAUGUCAAACCGUCCUCAUCUUUCCACUCACCGGAUCGGAUGGUCAUCCUUACUGGCGAUGCUUUGUUCUUUUUAGAUUAUCGUGGAACUUGUAUAGAUAUAAAAUUCUUAUGUUACAAUAUGGGAUUGUUGAAAGAUAAGUACUGAAUAUUUCUUUCUUUUUUUUCUUGUCCCCAAAUAUUCAUUACAAUUUACAGUCCCCA